Chilo suppressalis (striped riceborer) is the source of this 687-nucleotide messenger RNA. Lineage: Eukaryota; Metazoa; Arthropoda; Insecta; Lepidoptera; Crambidae. The record is from the annotation of a GenBank genome assembly.
AUGACAUAUAAACCUGUUACCCACGUGUUGUUCGAUAUGGACGGAUUGAUAUUGAACACUGAGGAUCUUUACACUAUUGGAUUUCAAGAGAUAGCUUCUAGGUUUGGAAAGUGUUUUACUUAUGAUCUAAAAGUAAAGAUUAUGGGACAGCAAUCCAACGAGUUGGCCAAGUCCAUUAUUGACGCUUUAGAUUUGCCAAUGACCGUUGAGGAGUUUGUUUCAGAAUCUCGUGUUAUAUUUGAAAAGCUCUUCCCUCAUUGUAAAGUAAUGCCUGGUAUCGAGAAGCUUAUUCGCCAUCUCGUCGACAACAACAUUCCGAUCGGCUUGGCAACCAGCAGUAGUAUCGAAUCUUAUAAUCUGAAAACUCGUAAUCAUUUUGAACUGUUCGAUCUGUUUGCUUAUAAGACUUGGGGAUCCUCGGAUCCUGAAGUGAAGCGAGGCAAACCGUAUCCAGACAUAUUUCUAGUAGCCGCUGCCAAGUUUCCUGACAAACCAGCCGCCGAAAAGUGCCUAGUGUUCGAGGACUCUGUUAACGGCGUAGAGGCGGCGCUGGCAGCCGGCAUGCCAGUAGUGAUGGUGCCAGCGCCAGCGCUAGACAGCUCGUUGAGCGGCCGCGCCACGCUGGCGCUACCGUCCGCCGAACUAUUCCGACCAGAGAUGUUCGGAUUACCGCCUUACACUGACUAA